AUGAAUGUGGGAUCUAUUUUAAAUGGCGACUCGCCUCCAGAUGCCGAUACAGAAUCGGGCUCUGCGAUGCCCAAGUUGAAUCAUAGACACUCCAUCAAUGACUUGCUUAAUGGUCCCGCAUCAAAUGCCUCGCGGAAUUCAGAACAGAAAACGGCCGAAACUGAGAAAACGGAUGACCAUGAUGAAUCGGAAAUCCAUAUUUCUGAGAGCGAGUUCCCUACAAAGUCAGAUGAGGAAGAGGAAUCCGAAGAAGACUCUACACAAGGAGAAAUUCUGAGGGUUGUCGUUGAAGAGAAACCGUCUACCCAAGAGCGGCCUGCGCAUAUUGUUGGCUCCGAGUUGGAAAAGAUCAACCAGCUCAAACAUAGCCAAAAGAAAGGAGGAAAGCCUCGCCGCUAUACGCAACCUCCAAUCUGGUCUCAAGAAUGGUUUCCUCCAUCCCAGAAUAACAGAGAGAAUGGUCAUUUCCCUCCAGAACCUAGCCCUUCGGUUCCUACCGGUGGCCUUUCGCUGAAACCCGUCUUUGACAGAAGCCACAUGUACACCCAGGACUUGGAAUGUCUGGUAACUGGUGUAAUCCCUCCUCAAUCUAUUGUACGUACUAUAGCUGAGUGGAUCUAUGCAAAUUUCGUGGAAAUCCCACUUGAAAACAGAAAGUUUUUGGAAUUGGAGCUCAAGUUCGGUACCAUUGUGGACAAAAAGGCUGGUUACCGUCUUGAUAUUGGUGUGUCAUCUGACUGUAUCUACACUAAUGCGUCGAACAUUCGUUUCGAAAUGGCGGUCCACGAGACUGGAUGGAAGGAAAUGAAAGCAUUCUUGGACGAGUUGGAGAAGAAGUACCAGGAAGAAAACAGAAAAAAUCCUAGCAAACCCAGAAGAAAGUUUUCAACUUUGGAGACAGAUUUCACUGAUCUUAUUUUUCAAAUCAAUGAACGGAAUGAGAGACCAAAGAGAAUCAGAAUCUCUAAGGAUAAUACGUUAAAUCCUCCACGGUACACAGCGAUUGAGAAAAAGAGAAUAUCCGAUCUCUAUAUCCAUUGCCCCUCGUCGAUGUACGACUUCCGCAUAUCCUUAUCUCUUGAAUUUCCCGUCGCAGAGGAGAAGAUAGAGCCUACACUCAAGAAGAAGCCAGAAAAUACGCGUAUAAAGAAACGAACAUCAUUGACGCAUUCUCCCACCGUCACGCAAUUUGAUUUCACGUCGGUACUGACUCCAAAAACAAUGAAGAAUAAGGCAGGCAAGACCGUGGUGGAACAUGAGACUAAUUUCGAGUUGGAGCUUGAGAUUGAUCCUACAGAAAUCUUUAGGGGUUUUGACAAGGUUAGGGAUGGCUCAGAUAGCAUUCGGUUUGAAGAAUUGGUCGAGGUUUUCUUGAAUAAUGCAAGAUGCCUCAAUAACCGAGUGACGAAAUUGGCGUCUAAAUAA
Messenger RNA from Clavispora lusitaniae ATCC 42720, 1425 nucleotides. RefSeq names its product polynucleotide 5'-phosphatase (gene CET1). NCBI's taxonomy places the organism in Eukaryota, Fungi, Ascomycota, Pichiomycetes, Serinales, Metschnikowiaceae. Gene Ontology annotation, molecular function: polynucleotide 5'-phosphatase activity. Gene Ontology annotation, cellular component: mRNA capping enzyme complex. Gene Ontology annotation, biological process: 7-methylguanosine mRNA capping; polynucleotide 5' dephosphorylation. The record is from RefSeq and is a predicted model, not a curated record.